Hibiscus syriacus is the source of this 1099-nucleotide messenger RNA. RefSeq names its product delta(7)-sterol-C5(6)-desaturase-like. The record is from RefSeq and is a predicted model, not a curated record. The transcript is spliced from 3 exons. Gene Ontology annotation, biological process: lipid biosynthetic process. Gene Ontology annotation, molecular function: iron ion binding; oxidoreductase activity. NCBI's taxonomy places the organism in Eukaryota, Viridiplantae, Streptophyta, Magnoliopsida, Malvales, Malvaceae. The coding region runs from base 71 to 889 and encodes 272 amino acids.
UUUUGUUCUUCCUGAGACUUAAAUCUGUUGCUUGUGUGGCUGAUCAGAGCCGAAUUCCAUUGACAUAUCAAUGGGAGAGUAUUUGCAGGAAUUCGUGGAUGAGACCACUUGGUACAACCACCUUGUGUUGGGCAACCUUUUGCCUACACAGUUUUGGGAUCCGCUCCCCCAUGUCUUGCAAACUUGGCUGCGAAACUACAUUGCCGGGAAUUUGCUUUAUCUCAUCUCCGGUUUCCUUUGGUGCUUCUAUAUUUACUACUUGAAACGCAAUGUUUAUCUUCCCAAAGAUGCUAUACCUACAAAUAAAGCCAUGCUCUUGCAAAUUUAUGUUGCUAUGAAGGCCAUGCCUUGGUACUGUGCUCUUCCAACACUUUCCGAAUACAUGGUUGAAAAUGGCUGGACAAAAUGUUAUGCUAGAAUAAGUGAUGCCAGUUGGUUUAUGUAUGCGGCAUAUUUAUUUAUAUAUCUUGUCUUUGUCGAGUUUGGCAUUUACUGGAUGCAUAGGGAGUUGCAUGACAUAAAACCUCUAUACAAGUAUCUUCAUGCAACUCAUCACAUCUACAACAAACAGAAUACCCUUUCUCCGUUUGCUGGUUUGGCUUUUCACCCUCUGGAUGGAAUACUGCAGGCAGCCCCUCAUGUUAUAGCACUGUUAAUCAUCCCAACUCAUUUUAGAACUCACAUCGGACUCGUAUUCCUCGAGGCCAUCUGGACGACGAACAUUCACGAUUGCAUCCACGGAAACCUUUGGCCUGUCAUGGGUGCUGGCUACCACACCAUUCACCACACUACGUAUCGCCAUAAUUAUGGGCAUUACACCAUUUGGAUGGAUUGGAUGUUUGGAACCCUACGUGACCCUGUUGAUGAUGAAGCCAAGAAGGUGAUGUAACCGGGUCUGCUUGUCUCGACAUUUCGGUUCGUCUUCUCGAAGUUUCUUUUAGUUUGUUGGUUAGUUCUGCACGCUGGUUGCUUUUGAGAUUUAUUGGCCCUUGGGUGUGUGUGUUAUCUUGGUUGCAGGUUUGAAACCAUGUUUGGCUAGAAACUUUGUACAAGUUAUUUAUUCAGACCUUUUUUUUAGUAUCAAUCAGACACUUGUGAU